Messenger RNA from Apiotrichum porosum, 1545 nucleotides. RefSeq lists its product as uncharacterized. Gene Ontology annotation, cellular component: cytosol; septin complex; microtubule cytoskeleton. Gene Ontology annotation, molecular function: molecular adaptor activity; GTP binding; GTPase activity. Gene Ontology annotation, biological process: cytoskeleton-dependent cytokinesis. Bases 1 to 1545 code for a protein of 514 amino acids. The record is from RefSeq and is a predicted model, not a curated record. Lineage: Eukaryota; Fungi; Basidiomycota; Tremellomycetes; Trichosporonales; Trichosporonaceae. The transcript has 3 exons.
AUGCCCAUUUCCCUACUGCGCAAGCCCCCACCCCCGCGGCGUGAGCCCGAGGUAGCGCCGUCGCUCGCGGCUCUCAGCCUCCCCGACCUCACUGUCCCGCUCAUCGACCCGUCAGCAUGGGCCAACCUGCCUCCCGAAAUCGCUGCAGCGGCUCAAGCUCAGGCCCGCGCAGCCGCACAGGCCGGUGGAGGACACUCCCAGCACGGCAGCUACAACCAGUUUGCAGUCACGCCCCGCGCUGGGCCGGGCAUGCCUGGCAACCGCGCAAGCAUGCCGGCGCACGCAGCCGCAGCGUACCAAGCGCAGUAUGGCGGUAACGAGAACGCGUGGCGCGCAAGCAGGAUUCCCAGCGGCGCGUCGCAGGGGGCUCUGCCGAUGGCCAUCCCCGGCGCAAACCCUCCCAGCCCCGGCGCUGCGCUCCGUGCUGGCCGUGUGCCGUCCAAAGUGCGAGACACGAACGGCGGCUCGCCCGAUUUCCACCGGCCGUUCUCGCCCAACAACGUCGUGCCGCUCCCGACCAUGCCCGUGUCGCGCGCGCGCGGAAAGGGAAGGAAGGCGGCGUCGCUGACUGUCGUCGUCGCCGGUCCCAGCGGUAGCGGCAAGACAAGCUUUAUCGACGCUCUCACGGGCGUCCUCGACCCGGAUGCUACGCGCAUGAACGGCCGUAUGGGCCCAACGGCCAGUGUCCUGAGGCACACGGUGACGGCGGCCAGCGAGCGCCGCACGGUUGUCCUCCUCGACACGCCCGGUCUUCCUGCCGCAGGCAACGGUCCUGCCACACGUGGACGCGCGCUCAAUUCGCUUCUUGGCAUCGUCGAAGACCGCCUCGCCAAGCAGCUCGCCGAGGAGAGCAAAGUGAUCAGACGCAAGGCCGAUGGCGGCGACCUGGUGCAUCUCGUCGUCUAUGUGAUUGAUGCUCGGACCGUGCUGUGCCCGACCGCGCCUGUCGAGAUUGACUGGGACACCAUUGCCGAGCCACCCGCCGACAAGGUCGCGGUCCACACCCCGCCUACGCGCCCCGACUCUGACCUGCUCGAGCCCGACGUGGCCGACGUCGAGGCGCGUCUGCCCGUCGACGACAUUGAGGCCAUCCGGCGGUUCUCGGCACGAGCCAACGUCCUCCCGGUCCUCACGCACGCCGACGCCCUCACGUCCAACGAGCUCGCAGCCGCGCGUGCCGCCGUCGUCCGCGACCUCGCCACGGUCUUUGGCCGCGAACCCCUCGGCGCAUGGGGCGUCCUCUCCGCCAGCGUCGACACCGAGGCCGAGGACAUGCUCGACGACCUGUCCGAGCCGCCCAGCGCGGCAGACAAGACGGAUGUGCCCUACGCCGUGUUCGCGCCCGAGCCCGGACCGGGCUUCACCCGCGCGUUCCGCUGGGGACGUGCCGACGCCGCCGACGCCGCACACAGCGACCUGCCGGCCGUGCGUGAUGCGGUCGUCAGCGCGGCCGAGUGGCUGAGGACAACGACGCGCGAGGUCGUGUACGAGCGCUUCAGGACAGAGAGGCUGUUGUCCGCCCGUGGCGUGAGGCCCGGUUUGUGA